Messenger RNA from Equus quagga, 2338 nucleotides. It is a transcript of the gene C12H10orf67, whose product is annotated as chromosome 12 C10orf67 homolog. The record is from RefSeq and is a predicted model, not a curated record. NCBI's taxonomy places the organism in Eukaryota, Metazoa, Chordata, Mammalia, Perissodactyla, Equidae. The coding region runs from base 173 to 2005 and encodes 610 amino acids. The transcript is spliced from 18 exons.
UGGGAGGGCAGUGGGAUGUCCCAGGGUUAUCUACAAAGGUCUAGCUUUCUUGGGGACAUUUCAGCUGCAGCCUGGAAGAGUGCGCCUGGUCGAGAAGCCCUGAGUCAGGGGGCGGUGGAAGGGGCAGGAGGGCCCACGGAUUCCCGCGCCCGCGCGUUCCCUAGGAGUCGCCAUGGCAACGGACGCCGGGUUCUGGACUCCGACUCCCCGGAUCCCGCAGCUCCGCGGGAGGCGCACGGCCACCUCCGGGGCUCCGAUGGAGAGCUGGGGCGACUCGCCCGAGACAGAAGAGUGCCGAAAGAUCUUCGACCUCCUCGAGUCCACGAUUCAACAAUUCCAGUUCAAUUCCAGACUUAACAUUUCAGAUGAUUUGAAGGUUGGCUUUUUCAGCACAGACCAUGCUACUCAAACGGAUUCCAGCGAAAUUUUUCCUUUAAAAGAGUUGAGUUCCUGUACACAAAAGCUGGUACAGGAAACUAAAUCUCUUCAGGUGGAUUUUGGAUUCCUCAAACAAUUGGUUCAAUUGAAAUUUGAGGACCGUCUUAAAGAGGAGUCUUUCAAUCUCUUCACUGUUCUACAUGACAGGAUCCUCGCAAUGGAAAGCCAUUAUCAACAGAAUGAGGAUAGCAUAAGAAAAUGCUAUAAUCAGCAGUUGGCUGAUGCCAUAGCUGUCGUCAAAGGAAUGUACAAGAAAUAUUUUGAGGUGGAGGAAGAGCAGACUUCUAUGCAAGACACGAUGGCUGUCAAGAUGAAUAUUUUGUUAAGAAAACUAAAGGAGAGAGAUGAAAUUAUUAGGGAAUUACGAGAGGAGCUGGAGCUGUAUGAAGAAUUUGGAUUCCAAAGAUGUGAAUCUCUUAUCAGAGACAGCAGCGGGGCAAAAACACCUCUAGAAAAGGAAGCUGUGGAUUACAAAGCAGAAAAUGAGAGACUGCUUCAACUUGUUUCAGAACUCGAAGAAGAACUGCAACUCAAUCAAAAAGAAAAUUCAACGUUAGAAGAUGAAAUUAUAAGUCUGAAAGAGAUCGCAGAAAAGGAUCAUAAAACUAUUCAAAGGUUAAGGGAUGGUAGAGACAGACUACUGUAUGAGCUUGAUUUUGAAAAAUCGUUAGUUCAAGACAUGAUGAACAAGCAGAAAGAGGACAUGGAAACAAGAAGGAAGCUUGAGGGUCUAAGCGUAAAGAGCAUGAGAUCAGCCAAGGGGAAAGAAAUCACUUUGCCCUCCUCCCAAACCGGGACUCAAUUCAGCAAAGGAACCAUUUCAAGGCCACACUCUGCCUCCAUCAGUUCAUCGUCUGCUAGGACCAAAAAAGCUAAGACACCAAAGAAGUCUUCAAAGGAAGAGGAGCUUGUGGACUUUCUAACUGCUAUGCCCAGAGGUAGUUCCGGCUCGGGCUCCGGCUCCAGAACCCGCUCCAGACUUAGAUCCAGAGGCUCCAAGGCAGAGUCCAGGCGGCCGAGUCUGGUGACAGAUCAAGAGAAGGGAGAGGUGAUUAAAAAUGCACAUAAAGAAAAGAAGGUGAAAGAACCAGAGAUUAUGGCUGCAAGCAAACAUUCUCUGGAGGAGGAAAUAGAAAUAUUAAAGGCCAAUUUAGAAAAUGAGAAAAAGAAGUCAGAAAGGUUUAGGAAGGAAUCAGAACGGAUAAACAAAAGUUGGGAAAGGAAAUUCUUUGUUCUCAGGAACAGCUUCCAUGCCCUUAAGAACGAGAUGUUUACUAGACACACAUUGUUUCGUCAAUUUGCAGUGGUUGCUGACACAUCUUUCAAUUAUGUUAAAGUAAAACCUUUAUUAGUGCAGUCUAAAGUGAACCUGGCAGAAUCUACAACUUCUGUAAAUGAUUUUCAUGGAGCUUUGAUAGAAAACAAGUACCUGGACAUAGACGGUGAUCAGAUAGCCUUUGUGUCUUCAACAAAAGCGAGGUUGUCAGAAACCCUGGAAAAAGAGGCUUUAGUGAAGCCAUCGAUACCACAGAACACCCCGGUGAACGACAUGGAUGCUACUGAGUAACGGGGCAGACCCCUGGGCUGCGCAGAGUGGGACCACAGAAAGAGGGCCCUCGCCAUCCUGGCUGUGGGGCCUGCCUCCCCGGCGAGGGAUACCAUCUCCAAGGCGUUUCUGAAACAACUGUUCCGUCUCUCCGGAUGAUGUACGCUAACGCGAGCGCAGCUCUUGAGAACGCGAAGCGCGCCCUCUGUGCGCACCUUUCUGGGCCCUGAAAGACACCUUGCUCGCUGCUGCUGGGGGAGUGGGGCGCACGGAUCCUGAAGGGCCGCCAAAUCCAUGCCGGCGUUCCCCAGGCUCAGCAGUGUGCCCCGGUGCCUUAUGGUGGGAAGGAACGGA